AUGGAGGGGUCUGGCAGUCCUCGUUUCAGAAAGCUCCAUUUCCCAGUGGGUCUUUGGAUCAACUCGCCCAGGAAACACUUUGCCAAGCUAGGUGGUCGCUGGCCCAGCGCUAUCUCUGUCAAGUCGACCACCAGCUCUGACGCAGCCUCCCUCCACGAGGCCCCCUCUGCCCCUUCCUCUUCCCUUUCUAACUCCACCCCAUCGCUGGCUUCCCCUACCCCAUCCCCAUCUCCUUCCCCGGCCUUCCUCAGGCCGCGGCCUGCUGGGCCCCAGUCCCGCACAAAGCGCCUUUCCCAUCUCUUCCUACGAGGGCGCUCGAACAGUGACCGGGACCGGGCGGUGGGGGAGAGGGAGAGAGAGGUUUGGGCUCAUUCAGCUGCCCCUUCCUCACACCACUACUUGCCCCCUGCCUCUUCCACUGCCCCGGGCCUGAUCAAGAUCUAUGGGGAUGCCCUCUCCAGUGGGGCCAACUAUCGCUCCCUGCUGGCAAACAUUCACUCUACAGCGAGGCAGCUCAUCGCCCAGGUCAUCACUCGGUACACUGAGAGAGAGAGGGAGGAGACAGAUGACGCAGUUCUCCAGAAAUACAGCCCAGAGGACUUCCUGUUGUGUGAUGUAAUUGGAAAGCCCAUCCAGCAGCCAGAUGGAGCUAUCAAAUGGGAGACAGAGUGCCGGAGAAGCGUUGCCCCAUGGGAAUGUCCCUUGUUGUUAGUGGACAUGUGGCGGCCUAAAGACGGAUUUGAGCGGCGCUUUGAAAUCCAAAGAAAAGAAGACUAUGAGAGAGAAGAAAGGGAAAGGGAGAAGGAGCGUGAAAGGGAGGGAGAGAACUCUCAAGGUGUGCGCUGGCGUCGGAGCAGGAUAUCAUCAGGGGGAGGACCAGAGGAGAGCGAGCGGGGUCACCGUGGAAGGAACACGGAGCUCAGGAGGAGCAUCAGUGACAUGAACCUGAGUCUGCGGCGUCGCCAGGGCAACCACGCCAGCAAAGACCCCCGUGGCUCUGGCAACCGGCCUAACAACAACGGAGGAGUGCAGGACAGGAAGAAUAUUGUGAGCAUGAUCAACCCACAACCAGGAGAGAUUAGAGCUUCAAAAGCAGAAGCAAAGGUUGGGUGGAUGAACCAGCCAGCGGAGGAUGAGAAGGAUUACUCAAGCUGCGACCUGGAAGUGAUGUCACAAAGUUUGAUCCUUCCACCCACAGACCGGCCCUUCUUCCUGUUGCUGCAGGGUUAUGAUCAGAGCAAGGAUUUUGUUUUGUACAUCAUGGUUGGACAUACGCAUGUGUUUGGAAGAAAGCCUACAAUGAGGGAGAGGGAGAAGGAUAGAGAGAGGGAGAGGAAAGGGAAGAGGCCUCUGAAGGUGGACACGUUCCUCUCUGCUCCUGACCUCUUGGCCAGACACUUAUUGGUCAGGAGAGACUCCGCUGUUCCCGAGACGCCCACAGGACAAGCUUUGAUGCGGCCCUUCAGAGGAAGUGAAGUUACACACAAUGGAGUGGCCAUUUACAGGGAGACAGUCCUAAAGCCUGGGGAUGUGAUCGGUCUGGGGAACCACUUCCUUUUCCUGUACCGUGACCCCCGUGUGUCUCCAGCUCCACCGCUGGCAUUGACCCUGCCAUGGCAGGCUGAUGUCUCCACCACCUGCUGCCCCUCGGGGUUGGUGGACAGACAGGAAGCACUGAGGCAGUACCUGGGAUCUACGGAGGCAAUUCUGAAGUUUCACCCCCGUCACGCAGAUUCCCUGUUACAGGAGAUUAUCUCCAAAAAUUCCUCUCCAGACUCUGGGGGCGGUCCUUUAGCUCCUGCGUAUCUCCUGUCAAUCAUGAUAGAUCAUGCCUCCAAACACCUGGACCCCGCUCUCACGCCACAGAUAUUACUCAAGUCAGCCAAUCUAAUUAAAGAAAUUGUCUGGGAUAACAUUAAGGAAUUUGGGGAUAAGCAUCCCACGCAAAAUUCCACAGAGCAAGAAGGUGAGAUAAGCACGCCGAAUGUCCUGAAACUGUCUUCUGACCUUCGACCCCUGAUGUUCUGGAUGUCAAAUGCCACAGAGCUUCUUAACUUCUUUCAGGUCAAAGUUGAAGCAAUGGAGAAAGAGUGGGAGUUUGAAGCCCCGGGGGACCCACUUCUGACAGCUGACAUGGACACCUGCUCAGAAGCUCUGGCACAGCUGGAUGAUGUCAUUAUGCACACCUUCCAACAGUGUGUGUAUCACCUCACCAAGACCCUGUACUCGCUCCUUCCAGCUCUCCUGGACACCAACCCAUUCUCCAGCGAGGAGAAAGAGAAGGACAAGGAUGGAGCUCGGGGUGCAGAGGGAGAAGAGAAAAGAGAAGGGGAAGAAGAGGUGGACGAUGUGUCCGCCUUACCGCCUAGAGUUGCCGGGCUGGUGGAAGUGUAUCGCUGUUCCCUGAUGCUGUCGCGGGAGGCGUGUCUGUCCCCGCCGCUCACCUCCCAAACCUUUGGCUACCUCUUCUUCUUCACCAACACCUCCUUGCUCAAUACAUUGCUGGAGAGAGACGGGCUCUUUUCGUGGUCCAGAGCGGUCCAGAUCCGUACAAACUUGGACCUGGUUCUGGACUGGCUGCAGGGGGCAGGAUUAGGAGACAUAGCCUCAGAAUUUAUGAAGAAACUGUCAAUCACCGUCAACUUCCUGUGUAUUCCCAAGACUCGACUUAUCCAGUCAUCCUGGACGAGUCUACAGGAGGAUCAUAUCUUGUUAAGCCCUUCCCAGUUGCACCACCUGCUCACCCAUUACAAGCUGGGUCCAACCAGAGCCCCACCAGCAUCCUGGGGCCCUCCACCAGGCACAGAGCUGAGUGGAGACAUUUUUGAGAGCUUCCUGGACCAUCCUCCUCUAAUCCUCCCAAAUGAGACUCCACGCCUUGACCUCUCCCAGCCAAUCCCAAGCCCUGAGCUGCAAAAGGAAGUGACACGUCUCCGCACCUUCUUGUGGGGACUCGACCAGGAUGAGCUCCCUGCCAAUCAGAGGACUCGGCUUUGAGGAAGCCCAUAUUUGUCUCUCUGUCGAUGUCUCCUAGAAGGAAAAAAAAGGAUAUCACCAGUAACAGAAAACCAACCUGCACACCACAAAAGAAAAAAAUCAAACUGGACAUGUUUUCUGCGUUUCUGUUGCCUGGUUGUUGUAUUUUCAUGACAUUUCCAUAUCAAUUCAUUUAUUCAUUUAGAUAUUUUCAAGUAAGAGAAAUGUAUUGGCUUUGGUAUGUCUUUAUAGGUUUUAUUUUAAAGCAGGGAGUAAAACACCAUGUCCUUUGGGCCACGCAGUGUUAUGCUUUACGUGACUGUUUUACUUGGCUUUCAUGUAUGUUUUUAAACUACUUGUUUUUAAUAAAAUGUUGAAUUCUAGUAAAA
Messenger RNA from Morone saxatilis (striped sea-bass), 3365 nucleotides. It is a transcript of the gene rasip1, whose product is annotated as Ras interacting protein 1. Gene Ontology annotation, biological process: signal transduction; angiogenesis; regulation of GTPase activity. Gene Ontology annotation, cellular component: cell-cell junction. NCBI's taxonomy places the organism in Eukaryota, Metazoa, Chordata, Actinopteri, Moronidae. The record is from RefSeq and is a predicted model, not a curated record. Gene Ontology annotation, molecular function: GTPase binding.